AUGUUCCGCGCCCGAUCGUGGCUGUUUUCACUCUGCAAAGCGUGUGAUCAAGUAUACGUAAUCUGUGGAAUUUCCUCAGUCCUUUUCUACUUAUUUCUGCAUACUAAAUCCGAUAUUCCCAUCAAAACCAAGGAGUUCCUCAGAGGCACCGAUGAUCAGACGAUGAUAUCUUCAGUCGCAGCAGUCUCACCGCCUUUGAAAUCGUACGACAGGACCCCUUCUCCGUCCAAAUUAUGGUUUAAAAUGGGCCUGUUAACUAUAUUGAAGAAGCUGAAACAAAAGGAGCGCGAGGUGCGAAUACUGAUCCUUGGCCUGGAUAAUGCUGGCAAAACUACAAUCGUGAAGAAAUUCAAUGGUGAAGAUAUUAAUAGCAUUUCACCAACCUUGGGAUUUAGUAUUCAAACUCUCGAGCACAUGGGAUAUAAGCUGAAUGUUUGGGAUGUCGGUGGUCAGAAGUCGCUCCGGUCAUACUGGCGAAAUUACUUUGAAACAACAGACGCUCUUGUUUGGGUCGUGGACAGCACUGAUCGCCUGCGGCUGAACGACUGUCGUGAGGAGCUUGGCAAAUUGCUGCAGGAAGAGCGGUUGGCUGGUGCGACCUUAUUAGUAUUUGCCAAUAAGCAGGACCUGGCAGCUUCUCUGAAGCCAGCUCAGAUUCGCGAGGCUCUCGGACUGGACAAUAUCAAAAGUCACCACUGGUGUAUUCUCGGUUGCAGUGCCGUGACCGGAGAGAACUUACUCGAAGGAAUCAACUGGCUACUAAAGGAUGUAUCCAGCCGAAUUUUCUCCGCAGAGUGAUCCGGAUGGACAGCGAAUCCUUCCGAGUGUACAGUGACCCAAUCGGACGUAAUUCUUGCACAGGACUACCGUUACGGAUAUUAUUCCGCUUUCAAUCGUUCACAUUGUUGUCUUUCAGCUUUAGCCCCUGUACGCAGUUAACUAGUACAAUAGUACAUGUUUCAUUUACCA
Messenger RNA from Opisthorchis viverrini, 969 nucleotides. RefSeq lists its product as hypothetical. The coding region runs from base 1 to 798 and encodes 265 amino acids. Gene Ontology annotation, molecular function: GTPase activity; GTP binding. Gene Ontology annotation, biological process: protein folding. The record is from RefSeq and is a predicted model, not a curated record. The transcript has 5 exons. Gene Ontology annotation, cellular component: microtubule cytoskeleton; cytoplasm. Lineage: Eukaryota; Metazoa; Platyhelminthes; Trematoda; Opisthorchiida; Opisthorchiidae.